CCGCUGUAGUCGCCCGCGAACGCGAGUGCAUCAGUGCCCUUACACCACAAACACUGACACUCCGACCUUCACUCCGUGAGAACGAGACAUCUAUAUCAGGUGGAUCGUAUAUAGGAUGUGAACUGGUGCGGACACGCAGGCUGCAUCUCCGCCGCUCACAGCGGUCAUGGCGUUCCGGAGUUAGUGCCACGUGGUGAUUGUGGGAUCGGGUGUAGCGGCGGUAUGCGCGUCGUAUUGGUAGCGCUGACGGCGCUGACAGCGCGCGCGCUGGCCAGCCCGCACGAACACAGAGCGAGACACCAUGCCCCAGAGCACCCACUCCAUUUCCCCGCACCUGCCCCGCCACAGCCUUAUCUUGGCCACGGCGAGGCCGUUCGUUAUAACCCCGACUUAGAUACCAUUCUACCACGUAUAGAUGAGCACGAAACCUCAUCAAAGCAUGCGAAAUUUGAAGAUGCUGAAACCUCUUCCAAAAGAGCGAAAUAUGACGAGAGGCUGUACUCCAAUCAUGAACGGGCCGAAAAUGAGGAAUUUAUGGCGGACGAACCACAGUUUGGACCAGAUGACGAUGAUCCAUUGGUUGUUCGAACUAGGAAAGGGAGAGUUCGAGGUAUGACGUUAACAGCAGCAACGGGAAAGAAGGUAGACGCUUGGUUUGGUAUACCUUAUGCUCAGAAACCAAUUGGUGAUUUAAGGUUUAGGCACCCGAGACCUAUAGAAGGUUGGGGAGAUGAAAUUUUGAAUACCACAACCCAGCCACAUUCCUGCGUCCAAAUUGUAGAUACAGUGUUUGGAGAUUUUCCCGGGGCGAUGAUGUGGAAUCCUAAUACGGACAUGCAAGAAGACUGUCUCUAUAUAAAUAUCGUAACACCUAAACCACGUCCUAAGAAUGCAGCUGUUAUGCUAUGGAUCUUUGGUGGAGGAUUUUAUUCGGGGUCUGUUACUUUAGAUGUUUACGAUCCAAAAAUUCUCGUUUCUGAAGAAAAUAUUGUUUAUGUAUCAAUGCAAUAUAGAGUUGCUUCCCUCGGAUUUUUAUUUUUUGAUACUCCAGAUGUACCUGGAAAUGCUGGUAUAUUUGAUCAAAUUAUGGCGAUGCAAUGGGUCAAAGAUAACAUAGCGUAUUUUGGUGGGAAUCCACAUAAUAUAACAUUAUUCGGUGAGUCCGCUGGUGCUGUUUCAGUGUCUCUGCAUUUGCUAUCACCGCUUUCUAGGAAUUUAUUUUCUCAAGCAAUUAUGCAGUCAGGGGCUGCUAUGGUACCUUGGGCUAUAAUAUCUAGAGAAGAAAGUAUUAUCCGUGGUAUUCGAUUAGCUGAAGCUGUUCACUGUCCGCAUUCUAGAUCUGAUUUAGGUCCAAUGAUUGAUUGUUUACGAAAGAAAAGUGCUGAUGAAUUAGUGAAUAAUGAAUGGGGUACAUUAGGUAUCAGUGAUUUCCCAUUUGUUCCUGUAAUAGACGGAUCUUUCUUAGACGAAAUGCCUAAACGUUCACUUGCGCAUCAAAAUUUUAAAAAGACAAAUGUUCUUAUGGGUUCGAAUACUGAAGAAGGUUAUUAUUUUAUUCUGUACUAUCUCACAGAACUAUUUCCUAAAGAAGAAAAUGUAGGGAUUACGCGAGAACAAUAUAUUCAAGCUGUGCGAGAAUUAAAUCCUUACGCCGGUGACAUUGGAAGGCAGGCUAUAAUAUAUGAAUAUACCGAUUGGUUAAAUCCAGAUGAUCCUGUAAAGAAUCGAAAUGCUCUAGAUAAAAUGGUGGGAGAUUAUCAUUACACGUGUGGUGUAAAUGAAUUUGCUCAUCGAUAUGCUGAAACUGGAAAUAACAUUUAUACUUAUUACUAUAAACAUCGCAGUAAGAAUAACCCGUGGCCAUCAUGGACAGGUGUUAUGCACGGGGAUGAGAUAAACUAUGUAUUUGGUGAGCCCUUAAAUCCAGGAAAGAAUUAUUCUCCAGAAGAAGUUGAGUUUAGCAAACGUUUGAUGAGAUAUUGGACUAAUUUUGCUAGAACUGGGAAUCCAUCUUUGAAUCCUAAUGGCGAGAUGACAAAGGUCCAUUGGCCGCUCCAUACUGCAUUGGGUAGAGAGUACCUGACAUUGGCGGUAAACUCAACUGAAGUUGGACAUGGUCUACGAGUGAAACAAUGCGUUUUCUGGCAAAAAUACUUGCCCCAACUAAUGGCUGCUAUGAAUAAGCCACAGCCUAAGGAGAACUGCACUAGUAGCGCAACCUCGAACUGGCUUUCGUACGAUUUCCUUGGCAUCUACUUAGUCACUAGCUAUGGUGUUGCGCAAACCAUAAUGUACAACUACCAUUUUAUAUGAAGAUUAUUUGACGUAGUAACUAUUCCAACAUGAGCCUUCUAACCAUCUCAUUCGGUUUGAUUUGCUUCGUCGAUAACUGACUUCAACUCGUCAAAUUCUAACAUUUUUGUAUUAUAUAUUAUAAAUAAUGUAUGUAUAUUUUGCCGUCUUAUGAAUCUCUGGGAUAUUUUAUUAAGUAUUAACUUAUUUUUAUAUGUAAAGUUAUAGAAAAUAUAUUUUAAUUAUAAGCCACCUCAAGUGUUGCAUUGCGCUACGUGGAUUGAGAUUUCAGUACCGAUUUAUCUAAUAUUAUUAUAUAAAAGCGUAUGUUCUAUAUAUACUAAUGAAAUUAAACGUUUCCUCAUCAAUUUGUAUAGAGUAUAAAAAAAAACAUUAUUUUAAGUUUGCGAAUAUUUAUUUCAAGUAUCUAACUCAUGUAAAUUAUAAUAUUGUAAUUAUUUAAUAUAUGUAUAACUUGUGUGCAAAUUAUGCAUAAUUUGGAUUGAAUUUCAGAAUUACAUAAUAUAUAUUCAUUAAUAAAUCGUUAUUGAAAUAGCGAUUCUAAGUCCAUUAAGUAUUCUAGUGAAAUGUUGCUAUUAAGUUCCAUAAAUUAAAUAAGUAAUGUAAAACUAUUGUUUAUGAUUUAAUGUUACAAUCUAUCUUAAAGGAGUGAUGUCUCCAUCAACAUAUCACUUGUUAAUAACAAAUUAUAGAAUUACGUAGCCGUAAUUUUGUCAUAGAUUAUAAGCCUCUACAUAUCUUUCGAGAUUAGGUUAAAUAUAUGAAAAAUUUCUGCCAGGAAUGAGUGAUGUUAUGUAAAAAUGUAAACUGUCUUUUCGAAUCUAAACUCUUAAAGGGACAACGUUUCUCUGCGUGAAUUUCGAGAAGUUUAAACGGCGUAAGGAGAAGAUAAAAUAUUAGCUUUAAUACGCCUCUAUUGCAAUACAUAUCACGCAAGGCAUAGAAAUGUUUAAGUUCAUUCUAGCCUUAGAUUAAGUUAAGUGAAUAAGCUAGAUCAUUUCACAACUCAGUAGCGGACCAAUAUUAGAAAGUUGUACAUGUAAUAAUGGUUCGUGUAUAUUGACAGUUUCGGGGUUAUUGUAGACAUGCAUGGAGGUCGAAAAUAAUAAUUGAGAUACUCUAAAUUGUAUGAAAUUUUAAAUAAAAAUUGAUGAAAUGAAUGUGCCUGGACUUGAAGUUUGUCGUAAUGAAAAAAAGAACUAGAUCAAUCUGGUGAUGAUGAACGAAACGAUACGAGUCAACGAGAAUAUGAAGACAUUGAAUGAGGCGUGAUGUGUACAGUCGUUAGUAUACUGAAUGUGUUAGAACUUACAAAAUUAGUACCUUAACGUUUAGGGUUGAUACACCUAGAUUAGAGUUCGUAGUGCCCAGCGGUUCAGCUUUCAAAUAUUGGUAUAAACAAUUUAAUAGAUGAAUCUUUACAAUUCGAGAUUUAAGAUAAAAAUUACUAUUACAAUAUACUGUAAGGUUAAUGAAUAAACCCUUGUAACAGCUGCAUUAUAGAUAAUGAACAUUAUUUCAUUGUUGUAUAUAAAGUAUGAAUGUUAGUGAUCGUAGAAACUCGUGUGGCCCGAAAUGUUAUGUUGAAUUUAUUUUUAUUAUCUUUAAGAGCAGGUCGAACGGGUGCCUAUGUGGUAAUAUUUAUUGAAUAUAAUCUGUUGUGAAAGACGAUACCUUAUGAGAUAGUAAGUGCUAAUCGUAAAGUUACUAGACCUUUCGGGCUUACGUUCCUUUUAGUUUCAUAUUAGGCGAUGUGUAUACAAAUCUCAAAUGUGUAUUUGUAUGGGCUGUGUUGUCUUAAUUCGCUGAUGUUAGUACCUAAUUGUAUAGUAAAUAGUGUCAAUAAUCAUUCUAGUUCACGUUUCAUGUUUCACGGACUACGCUUAUUUAAAACCUGCGUAUGUAAACCUAUAGAGUGCCUCUUGUUCACUUUUAUAUAUAUUGAUAUGAUAUUACACUGUAACAUAGGAUAUUAGUAGUUGUAGUGAUGCGUUCCUUCUUGACAUAUCUGCACUAUUUCUUUUAUUAUAUUAUGUGAUAUAUGAUGGCCAAGGAAAUUGCGCAGUGCCAAAGUAAGAUGUUGAGGUAAUUGAAUUUUUAACACCGGCUGAUAUGGCGUAAUUUUGACAAUGAAAAGUUCAAUUAAACAGUUUAAUUUUUUUAGGAAAAUCUGUAAACGUUGUAGACUGGAUGGCUAAAUGUGCUUUUUUGCAUCUGUGAUACAAAAAGUGUGUUCUGUGGCUUAAAGACUAACUUUCAUCCAUACACAAUCAUUCAAAUUUUGAACAAUUGCAUCGUUUUUGGUAUGCAUUAUUAGCAACUGUAUUGCAGGUACACUAAAACGGUCCUAUUUGUAUUAUAUUUAUUAUUUUGGUUCAAUAUUAUUGGUUCGACAUAAAGUUAUUAAUAAUUUAUUAAUGCUUGACAAGUACCUCAUUACAAUUUGAAACAUUUGAUCGUCAUAAACUAUUAAUGGGUUUUUAAUACUUAUGAUUUUUAAAAAAUAACGUCUAAAUUAUCCAUAUAGGCAUUGCUAAUGAAAUGUCUAUGUUACUAAUCUUCCGGUAAUAAUUAUAUUUUAAUAAUAAAUUGACUUAUGAACAAUUAUUUGAAAUAUCAAAUAUUACUGUCAUUAUAUUCUAAAUUAUUCUUACACCAACUGUCAAUAAUUUAGGUUUAGGAUAUUGUAAAGUAACCAGAACGGAGAAUGAGAAAAUUUAGCAACAUGUCAAACAGUACAAAAAUCACAAUGAAUGGUUGUUUAUGAGAUUACAGCAACAUAUAACUUUAUACUUAAUUAUGGCUAUACAAAAUUUCUUCCAACGAUUUUAUUUUGUUAAGAAGAAAACGCUGUCAUAAUGUAUUUCAUUGUUUAAAUUAAAACAAUUUUAAUCAAGUGCUUCUAUUACAAUAUUGUGUAGCGUCUUUUUUAUACUUUAAUCGCAGGUAGAAUUAUGGACGGAAUUCAAAAAAGUUUCGUGAUCGGUUUGAUUAUGUAAUUUUAUUGCUAUUUAAAAAAAGAAAUUUGUAAUUUACAAAUUUAAAGAUAUUAAUCAUAUCUUUGACAUAUAAAAAUGUGUUCUGCGAAUUGGAGUUAAAAAUUGUGCAAAUAUUAUAAUAAAAACUAAAAAGACCGGUAUAUUUGGUAUAUAAUUGAGUCGCGUUGAGUAAGUUAAAAUGAAAUACAAAAACUUCAACUGUCUACAUUCAAUAUUUAAAAUAUGGCUUAUUAGAUUCUAUAUUACAUACCUACACGUAACAUCACAAAAUAUUGAUCUGUUUAGCAUUGUUUAUUUCACAUCCUUUCGUAUAUAAG
Achroia grisella is the source of this 5629-nucleotide messenger RNA. RefSeq names its product acetylcholinesterase-like (gene ace1). The coding region runs from base 223 to 2313 and encodes 696 amino acids. Lineage: Eukaryota; Metazoa; Arthropoda; Insecta; Lepidoptera; Pyralidae. The transcript has 5 exons. The record is from RefSeq and is a predicted model, not a curated record. Gene Ontology annotation, molecular function: acetylcholinesterase activity. Gene Ontology annotation, cellular component: plasma membrane. Gene Ontology annotation, biological process: choline metabolic process; acetylcholine catabolic process.